AUGGUUAAACCAGCAAAUAAAUCAAACAAAAAGAAAGUUGCCGAACCACCCAGGCCGUCACCUGUAUCAAAUAUUGAAAAAAUAGGGUCAUUAAACAAGUUCCCUGAUAAGGAUUAUGCAAGAGAUUUACUUCAUCAAAUAACCAAAUUAGUGGCUCCUAUAAUACACGAGAACAACUUCAAAGUAGGGACGUUAUGUGAAAUGUAUCCUAAGAAUGCAAACCUUCUUGGGUUGAAUGUCAACCGUGGUCAAAAGAUUUUAAUACGGCUUCGAUAUCAUUCAAAUGAUAGACUGUUCUAUCCAUUAGGUGAUUUGAUUGAAACCUUUUUACAUGAAUUAACGCAUAAUCUUCAUGGAAAGCAUGAUGAAAAAUUCUAUAAAUUCUUAGAUGGAUUGAAACAAAGAUUUGAAACUCUUCAACAUGGAGGUGUUAUCGGAUCUUAUAGGUGUGAAGAGGAAGUUCUUGGGUCAAAGUUUGAUCCUAUUGGUGGCUAUACGUCUAUCAGGGAUAAAAGGAUAAAAGAAUUAAGUAAAGCUAAAUAUAAAUCUGAGUCCAGAAAAUUGGGUGGUAAUACAACUUCAAGGAUUAGUAAAGCAUCAUCUUCAGAUCCAUUAGCAGUGAGACGUCUCAUGUUAGAAGCUGCAGAAAGAAGAUUUAAAGACUCUAAAUGGUGCCCCUCUGAUGUUGAUAUCAAAGAGGUGGAGCCUACAGGAGAUGAAAUGGAUAUAAUUGAAAUAAAUGACGAUGAGUAUGAUAAACCGCAAGAAAAGGAAAAAGCCAAUCAGGAGCAACAAAAUGGUGAUCAUCAAUGUUCUAAAGAAUAUAAGCAAGUCAUCGACCUCACAAGUGAGGAGUAUGGCGAGCCAGCAAUGGAAGACUCUGAAGUGGUUAUCAUUGAUGCUUGCGACGAAGAGCAAGAGGAAAAGCAUAAAGCAAACAUUGAAUCCCCUAUACAAUAUAAGGCAUUGAUGGCAGAGCCAAAGUCGAUUCUACGGCUUCCUAUAAUUUUAGAUGGAGAUUCUGAUUCUUCUCCAAAGGAAAAUAAAAAGGUGGAGUUUUCAAACUUAUUGCCAUCUUUUGAUGAUGAGAAAAAGGAAUCGAAAGAUAAUGAAAGUGAUGACGAAGAGAUUCAGUAUACAGUAUCAAUAUCCCCAGGAAGAACAUUUUUUGGAGGUGAAGAUUUCUAUCCCAGGCGUAAAUUAGUAGCUGAUUUAAAUUUUGAUCAAAUUUUUAGAAAAGGUGAUAAACUAGAACCAAGACAGCCAAAACCUUCAAAAAAGAAACAAGGCAAUAAGAAAAGUAGCACUUCAAAGAAGAAACAAAGUAAGCAACCCAAAGAAAGUAAAAUAGAAACCAAGGUUUUUAAAAAAACAGUUAAACCUAUAAGCUUUGAUGAUUUAUUAUAA
Messenger RNA from Scheffersomyces coipomensis, 1407 nucleotides. Its product is annotated as metalloendopeptidase. NCBI's taxonomy places the organism in Eukaryota, Fungi, Ascomycota, Pichiomycetes, Serinales, Debaryomycetaceae. The transcript has a single exon. The record is from RefSeq and is a predicted model, not a curated record. Bases 1 to 1407 code for a protein of 468 amino acids. Gene Ontology annotation, molecular function: metallopeptidase activity. Gene Ontology annotation, biological process: DNA repair. Gene Ontology annotation, cellular component: nucleus.